This is a messenger RNA of Phoenix dactylifera (date palm), 492 nucleotides long. NCBI's taxonomy places the organism in Eukaryota, Viridiplantae, Streptophyta, Magnoliopsida, Arecales, Arecaceae. The record is from RefSeq and is a predicted model, not a curated record.
GGAGGUUCUUGAGAAAAAUAUUGUGGUAACUCUCUGCAAACUUGAGAAGAUAUUCCCUCCUGCAUUUUUUGACUCAAUGGAGCACUUACCUGUUCAUCUAGCUUAUGAAGCUAAGGUUGGGGGGCCCGUGCAGUACAGAUGGAUGUACCCCUUUGAAAGGCUUAUGCAUGAUAUAAAGCAGAAGGUAAAGAAUCGAGCAUCGAUUGAAGGUUCUAUUGUCGAGGCUUACAUCAUAGAAGAAAUAUCAACUUUCUGUUCGCAUUAUUUUGAGCCUUCUAUACAAACGAGGUUAAAUCAAGUUCCCCGUAAUGAAGACGAAGGGGAGUUUGAUCUCAUGGAUCGUCUAUCCAUUUUUACUCAUCAAGGUCGGCCUUUUGGGAAACCUUUUGGAAGGCAUUUGACUACUCAGGAGUUUAGUGCUGCUGAAUUAUAUGUUCUUCUGAAUUGUGAGGAGGUUCAACCUUUUGGAAAGUAAGUUACACAAGUACUUAA